AAGAACGGUUUUAGUUUUACAUAAGGUGAUUACAUUACCUUUUUUGUAAUGGAGGCCCGGUGUCUUUUUGUUGAGAAGAUCAUCUACAUAGGACUGCUUUUGUUUUACAGGACGUUACUCUUGGCCACUGAUGAAACUCAAAAUGAGACAGCCGGAAAAAAAAAACAUUUAAAAAGAUGUGUUUUGUUUUUCUUUGCAGUUCAUUCAAGGAAUCGUAUGUUCAUAACGCUCCUGAUUGGUCAAGCAGUGCUGAUUAUUCUGCUCAUUUGUGCUCUGGUGCACUGGGUACGAAAAAGAAACAAACAGAACUCGUCUCAUUCCCCGCUCGACAGAUUAGACUCGCGCAAGAUUAGUGACGAUUUAGAGGUGGUGGUGGGAUCCGAGUGUACAAACUCCUUAGAUGAUACAAAGGAGUCGACCGAUGACGACAGCUGCACUGCUCCUCUGUCCCCUAAAGUACAGAUAACAGAUAUAUAAGACCUGGAUAUAGACCCGGUAUUUCAUGGACAGUGAAUAUGGAAGAGACGCGGGAUGUCAAUUCAGAAAAAGUCCGUCAAGGGAACGAGGCAAACCAAGUGUCGCUUAGAUCAAAGACUGAAUGUAGCGCCUGAAUAAUCAAAAGAAAAAGAUUAUUUUUGGCCAAAGCUUAACCAUUUCAAUGAUAAUUUUGGUCAAUUCAAGUUGUAAUCGCUCAUUAUAAUCCUUGGCUAAAUUGAAAUUGAUGCCUAUGCGAGUUGUGAUAUGGAAGGUACUUCAAAGCUUAAUUAAGAGCUAUUUUGUUGGUCUUUUCCACGCUCUCGCUCGGUUUCUGGGAGCGAGAAAAAGAGGAACGAGGCGUGCGGGAGAACGAAGGGAAUCUGGGGAAGAAAGUGCCUUUUUUCCACUCCUUCUUCGCGACAGCUUCGCGCAAGCAAUACGUUAUUCUUGAAACGUAGCAACAUUCAUUAGAAAAUGUAGAGUUUAUAAUGCGAUAUUUUAUUACCUUUUCUAAGAAAAGAAGUUGUUUUGAACGAAUACUACAAUAGUGAACAUAAGUAUAGCCACCACGACUUGGAGGCAGACAAAGUAGUGGUAAUAUCACGUGACUUUUGUGUCGUAUUCUCACUGACCAGCAACUUCAAACCCAGGCCCGUUCUUGGGCAGUAAACGACAUUGCUGACGAAAUUGCGACUAUUAACUUUCAUGUAGGAAAGCCGUUUUCAUUGUUUAGAAUUAUCUGUUGUAUUUAGCUGAUAUACAUGUCAAUAAAUUGUACAUAGGCAAAAUGUGUUGGAUUUAUUUUCGAGGAGAUUUUAAUUCCGUAAACGGGCGCCGAGAAAAUCAUCCCCUGAGGGAGAAAAAACCCAAGUCGGGUUGUCAAUGACCCACAGUAGCUUUUACGUCCCAGGGAUUUUUCCCGCCAUUUGGAAGGGUGCAAACGUGAGGGGAAAUUCAGAAAGAUCAUUUGUCGUUAAAUCAUGUCGACAUACUUCUCAGUACUAAACAGGUAAUCUACCCUAUGUCGAAAUCUAAACUUAACACUUUCACUUUAAGUCAACUCUCUUUCACCCACCCCUCCCCCACCUCCCUCUUCUCGCCACGGGCUAGUCGUACCUGUAAAGCUUUUACCAGACUGGCUCAAGUUAUGAAGACACAACGCACUGUAAAGGUUCCGUUUGUCUGAUUUUAGCCGUAGAUUGUACUGUUAAAUUUCGGUGUGGAAGCGUUUCUAUUUAUUUCGACGCACCUGAGAUUUCCGAAGUGGUCGGUUAUCAUUCCCCAGUCGCGGGAAAAAAGUGAAGGUCUGUAAGAUCAUCAUCAUGCAAAAAUAACCGUUAUGACGGAACCCGUGUAGAAUACGUUGAUCGUGAAGACCACACUUUUUCUGCUACAACUCUUGAACCUUCUGGAACCGAGUCUUACAUUCGGAAAACGAAAUCAAUGUUUUCCCGGGAUUUUACCGACAAAUAAAAUCUCUAGGAAGGAAUGUUUGUGGUUGUCAUGCCCAUAGCAUAGCGAUGGAUUUCCCAGAACUGUACGUUUCUCGGCAAAUUGGGUCAAAGGUUACGGGAGAAAUUGAAACCAAGGACAUUAUUUUUUAUUAGCAUGCAUAUACCUGUUAGCUUAUGAUGAUGCACCCCCCGGAAUUUUGGAAUUUUUGUAACAUUUGAUGAAAAUUGGCCGGUAGGUUUAAAACUUGUCACGUAUUUUGAUGUACUGUACGAGCAAAUACGCUUACUCGACCGAAACUAUAAAAUUGUUUCUUGCCUCAUGUAACAAUUUAUUGAGAGAAUGAAAACUCAGGAAUCAUAAAAGUGCGUAAUAAACUUAAAUUUCCGGUUAUCAAGCAGUUCUAUUUAAAGAAAUCGUCACUCUGUAACUGAAUCAUGUGAUUUGGGGUGUGAUCCCUUAUCCGAGCUUAUUAUUAUUUUUUUACUAAUUCUAAGUAUCCGAUUGGAUGGGGCGCUUUUUCCCACGCUUUUGUCAAGCUAUGAUGAAGGCGCGGAAGUGGAGGGAAAAACCCUUUGCAGUGAUUGAAUACAACUCAAGAGUAAAAACACAAAGGCGUUUACUAAGCGACGCUGCUUUGUCUUCCCUUACCUAUUAACCUUUUGUUCCGCGCUUAUCUUAUUACGUCUCGUGACGACCUAAUUUGCAUUCACUUUCAGGCGGCUUUCAGUGAUGGGAAGAUAUAUUUGCAUACAGUUUGUGAACGCGCACAGAUUAGUUCCUACUAAACGGGGGCGGCGAAAGAAGUCCGCGCUUGCUGUAAUCUGAAGAAAAACACGCCUGAAAGAAAGUAAGAAGACAUAGUGUCGGCCAUGAAGUCAUUAGCUUCAACGAUGGGCUACUGUAUUCUUCUUGUCCUUCAAACCGCAUUUCGAAUCAUCGAGGCUGCUGAUGUCAAAGUCGUGGAGUGCAGCAAACCAGUCCUCACAACUGUUGCAAUUGACGAGCCACGUCACAGAUUCUAUCCUUAUUACAUUCAGCUGUACCAAUGCCAGGGCUCAUGGGAGUAUGAGAGCCCCAACAUCAAACAGUGUGUUGCCACCCAUUCCGACCCAGUUAAAGUGACAGUUUAUAACACUAUGCGCAACUGGGAAAAAACAGAAGUAACUGUUCACAACCACACGAGGUGCGCCGGCAAGUGCAAAGCCAAUGACAGCCAGUGUGACUCUCGAGUACAACGAUGGAAUGACCAAAGCUGCAGAUGCAAAUGUUUAUUUCAAUGGUCUCCACCACCGAACAACAUCAUCAAACGCAAAGAAGGAUUUAGCUGGAAUACGCAUCUCUGCCGUUAUGAAUGUAAUAGACCACCAGCAGUUUGCCCAGCGAAAAAGAUAUGGAGUGAAAAGAAAUGUUCCUGUGUCUGUGACUCUUACUAUGAACGGGACUGCACGAGCGAAGGCAAACAUAUGGAUCCCGAAACGUGUCAAUGCAAAGACAUACGUGGUUUCCUAAACGGGGGAAAGCGUCCUGGGUUUUUAACAUAUGUAGAGUCCAAAAUCGUGGUUACCCUCCUUGUGUUGAUAGUAGUGGGGAGUCUUGCUUUAGGCGCCUACAAUAUUUGCCUUCGUCGGAAAUUAACCGAGCUACAAAUUGUACAGUCGGCAGGGUCUGAUGUGUCUGAUGUUGUUUCUGAUUGUUCAAGCCAUGCCACCAGUUUUGAGAGUGCAGUUUAACACACGCCUCUGCAAUAUUAGACAGUGUUUUGACUGAAUUCAAUUUUUCUUACGUCGAUUUCCCACCAAAUGGUGCGUAACAUUGAGCAACAUAAUUACAGAUCAAACGUAACCGUGAUCAAUAGCAGUAGAAAAAAAUUACAAUUAACUUAAAUAAUUAAAUGAUUUUGAAAGUAGAAGAAUUUAUCGACUUAUUAGAAAUUUCAAUGGAUUCUAGAAACUUACAUUUAGAAUUGUCAAACUUACUUUCUCCAUAUGGUCAGUAAUAUAUGCAUAUAUCGUGUCUGGAUACUUAAAACAAAGUUGCAAUCUUGCCUGUAAUAACUUUUUCGUUCCUGAGAGCAAAACACUCGAAAAGUAUUGAUUUUCAAUACAAACUGUAUGCAACUCUUUAAAUGUCAGUUUUGACAAUUUUGUGCCGGUACAUCACAACAAUAGAAAUGACGAAUUUCGUUCUUCUCCCUAUUCGUUCUCUAAGCAUUUUACAAAAAUUGUGGGGAGAAAUUAGCUUUUAACGACUUAGGAACUGAGAGAUUGUUGUAGGCAGUUGCAACAUUAAUUAGAGCCAGUCUCGCUUCUUUUCCGUGAAAAGAAAAAAAGUUGUGUUUCUUAAAGCACGUAAUAAAGUAACCCAAACUUUGGGAGAAUUUAGAAUAGACACUCACAGUGUAUUACCCUCUCUAUGUAGUGGAAUAAAUAUAAUCACUUUUAAAGUG
Orbicella faveolata is the source of this 4378-nucleotide messenger RNA. RefSeq lists its product as uncharacterized. Lineage: Eukaryota; Metazoa; Cnidaria; Anthozoa; Scleractinia; Merulinidae. The record is from RefSeq and is a predicted model, not a curated record.